This is a messenger RNA of Rubroshorea leprosula, 1206 nucleotides long. The record is from the annotation of a GenBank genome assembly. Lineage: Eukaryota; Viridiplantae; Streptophyta; Magnoliopsida; Malvales; Dipterocarpaceae.
AAAACAUUCUCUCUAGCAUCUCUACUCUCUGCUUUACUCAAAACCAUCCUGAGAAUCCCAAAAAAAUGGCCAAACCAAUCAAGGUCAUCAUCUGCCUCUUCUUCCUAGCUGCCAUCUUCUCACGGGCCAACUCAGCUAGAGUCCUUGAUGAGGUGGCUGCUCAGACACAGUUCCAGUCAUCCAAUCCAGCCGCUACAGCACUGCCAAGUGGCCAAUUCCCAGCAGUGGGCCCCACUGCCGCAGAGAAUCAUGAAGCUGAAGCUCCUGCAGACGUGGCAGCCCCAGAUGAUGACGUGGCCACCCCUGCAGCAAUUGUGGCUGCCCCUGCUGCAACCGCCGCAAGUGCCACGGUGGCUCAUGAACCCACGCUGUCCUUUUUCAUGCAUGACAUCUUGGGUGGGUCCCACCCGUCAGUCAGGGUGGUCACCGGAAUCGUUGCCAACUCAGAAGUCAGCCCAAUCCCUUUCUCCAAGCCCAACGACAACCUCUUUCCAAUCCAAGGCGGCACCCCACUGCUCACCGGAAACGUCAACAACAUUAAAGCCAUAAACAACCUCAUCAACAACCCCAACAACGUGCCUUUCCUCGCCGGCCUCACCGGCUCCCAAACCAGCACCAUAAUCCCCAACACCGGCAACAACAACAACGUUCUCAACAACCAGAACCAGCCCUUCGUCACUGCCGGCCAGCUCCCUACCGGCUCACUCCAGCGCCUAAUGUUUGGGACCAUCACCGUUAUCGACGACGAAUUGACAGAAGGACACGAAUUGGGGUCAGCGGUGAUAGGCAGAGCACAGGGGUUUUACUUGGCUAGCUCUAUCGACGGUACCAGUCAGACCAUUGCGUUGACUGUCCUGUUGCACGGUGGUGAACACAACAAUCAUGAAAUUGAGGAUACCAUCAGUUUCUUCGGGGUUCACAGGACGGCAACGCCGGAAUCACAGGUUGCGGUGGUGGGUGGGACUGGGAAGUACGAGAAUGCUAGAGGGUAUGCUACGGUUGGGACAAUUCACCAUGAGGAUCAGCACAUGACAGACGGCGUGGAUACCAUUCUCAACUUCGACGUUUUCCUUACUGAUUACUGAAUGAUGUGGAACAUUUUGUGCUUCAUUCUUGAAUCUUGAAUAUGUUUCAGCAAUUUGGGUGUGAAUUUGGUCAUGACUCCUGUAUUUCAAUGUUCAAACUCAAUGAAAACUCUGUUUCUGA